AUGCGGGCGCUGCGAGCGCUGCCCGUGCUCCUGACGUGCAGUCGCAACACUGCUCGGGUCGAAGCUCACAAGGAUGUCCGGCUUACUGCACGCCUCGACCAGGGCCUUCCGCGCCCAGCUCCUGUGUUGAUACCAGCCCAGGAGAACCAGGCUGCCGUUGAAUGGGAACACCAACCCUCAGCAGCAGAACAUCUGCUUGCAUCAAUGCCGAAAGCUGGUGGUGCAAAGGCCAAGGGACUGCUCCAGGACACGAAGAACACGCGGAUCAGAUUGCCGCCGCCGCUUGACCAGUUCAACGCUGCGGAGAGAGCUAUUGCAGUAAACGCGGUGUCUUGGUUAGCAGUCGUCGGUGGGACGGCGCUGUGGAAUAGGGGCAAGAUGAGCGCCACAGAAGGCAUUGUCCGGAAAGCGCUCAUGUGGUCCACCGUAUCGGCCACCGGCGUACAGGUUGCAUCCAACGUAAUCUGGGCAGUGUCGGGAAACCUUGAUGGCGCAAGUGCCCAGGGGCGAGGCGCGAGCGUUUGGGCGGGUCUGGGGAGCUUCCGGUGGUCAUACCUGGGUGUGCUCGCUGUGUGCAACCUCGGAGAGCUUAUUCAGGGGGCAUACUUGUUCCGGCUCUAUUCCCAGAGCAGCGCGUUCGGCAUGGAGCAGAUCAGUCGAUUGUUUCUGGCAGGUACAUUGUCAAGCAUGGUGACUGGGCUUUUCGCUGGAUCGUUGCUGGACAGGUACGGGCGACGGAGUGGCUGCAUGCUGUGGGCUAUUCUCAAUAUCGCGCAGUGCUUCCUGAUCCGGUCGAAGGCUUUUGGAGCUCUUGUGCUGGGUCGAGUGAUUGCAGGCGCCGGUGCCAUGUUCCUGGCGACUGCUUUCGAGUCUUGGAUGAUCACGGAACACCGUAGCAGAGGAUACCCGUCGUACCUGCUGGCAGACACAUUCCGCAUGGCAACGUGGGGAAUCGGGUUAGCGACGAUCGCGUCAGGCUUCUUGGCAGAUGCUUCCCUGCAAUGGAUGGGGAUGGGCCUCCUGGGGCCUUUCAAUGUCGCCAUUGGAGUGUCGCUAAUCUCGCUCGUGCUCAUCGCCAGUUUGUGGAAUGAGAACUACGGGGACCGAUCCUCCUCUACCUUCCGUCACAUGAAAGAGGCAAGUCGGGCGUUUGGAAGCAUCGUGUCCGAUGGUCGCCUGGUAAUGAUGUCAGCGGUGCAAGCGCUGUUCGAGGGGGUCAUGCUCGCCUACAUCGUCCUCUGGGUGCCUGCCAUCGAAGCCGCUGCGUUGCCCGACGAGGUUGCCCUGGGCAUGGUGUUCUCGACGAUGAUGGUCAGCAUAUGCGGGGGGAGUUCGCUGUUCAAGCUGAUGACCGAGGGACUUCCCGUGCGAUUGGCGGUCUCUCCAGAAGCUUGCCUCGUAUUGGCAACAGGGCUGAGCACAGUGGCACUGGUGGCGUCGUGGAGGAAGCUGUCGCCCGGAAAGCUGCUGGCGAUGUUCUUGGUGUACGAGGCGUGCAUUGGACUGUAUCUCCCUGCCAUUGCAACGUGUCGAUCCAAGUACAUUGACGACCGGAUUCGUGGCACCGUCAUGAAUUUGACCAGGGUACCAGUGUAUGUUGUGGCAGCUUUCCUGAUGCACGGACCGGUGGCAAGUACCUCGGUGUCUGAGGAUGACCAGGGCGUUUCAGCAUUCGGGAUCUUGGCCGGCCUCAUGGGAGUGGCGACGCUCAUACAGGUGCUCCUCUGGCAGCGGGAGAGGGAAAUGGGCAUCGCUUACGGUGGAUCUGGAGCCAUGGCAUCGCUUCCGAAGGAGAGGAGAGGAAGAGAAGGCACGGGCUCAUCGGAUUGACUCCAUUUUGUUCUUGUCUGGCCCCUUUUUCUUGCUCGAGUCGUCUCCGCCAGAAGAACGUUGCACAAGUUUAAUUUGUCCCCCUGUAUCUCUCUAUCGUUUUGGCCGCAUAAAAUGCCUCUUUCAUUGUUGACUUUUGGUGUUGAGGUUUUGUCGGUCUUGUGCAUAUCGUUGGUGGUGUGUUACGGUUAGAGUGGCAGUGAGGAAGGGAUCAGCUCUUCAUUUUAUGAUACAGCUGUUCCUUCGUUUUUCCAUCGCCUUGAUUUGCUUUUAGCGUGUUUUGUGUUCGUCAAAGGGCAUCCUGAGCUGUAUGACUGACACCGCCUGUGGCAAAUUAAUGCAGUACAUGAAUGUUCAAGUGUUUAGUAGAUAAGGGUGAUAUCGCCGGUGGGGGAAAAUCGAAAGCGUUGUUUUACAAACACGUGCCCUCCACCUGGAGACAAGCGAAUAGAGCGUGUUGGUUUAAUAUUUCGUCGAUGUCCAUCUUUCACAACCUUGGUCAAAGACCAGUUCCACGGGUGUUGCAAUCAAUCAUUGCACUUUCCAGUUCUCUUGUCUGUGCUUGGAGUUCAGAAACACACAUCUUGUUAGUUUUUUCUUGCAUGCCGCACAAGAAGGCCUCUGCUUCGAAGAGAUGGGUUGGUAUGGGGUGAUGGUGAAGUUGAAUAUAGUGCCGCGCGUAGAGAAGCGGGUGUUACCGUCGCCGUCGCAGCUGGAGCUUGCUUCGCUGCUAUAUACUGCACUGGCAUUGGCUUCUUCUUGUGAAGAGCCCUUUGAGGUACAAAGCAGCGCCGUGUAAUGUCAGACGUGCGUCGUGUAGGCUGUAGGCUAUGCUUGCGCGGUGUCUAUCGCUAGAGCGGUGUCUUCUGAUCCUGAAAUAGUGCAAUCGUGGCGCGUUGAGCAUUCAACGAAUUGGUCAAGUGUUGGAACGGCGGGUUGCAUAUUCUAAUAGCCGUUGUUUUUGUUCACGUUCUCGUCUUUCGCGGGUGAGUCACUGGAUGCAGACUGAGGAUAAUUUCCAUGCUUGCGGUGAGACGGCGCGCCGUCCUUCAGCACGGUGUGCUUCAGUAGGAACGCGUCAUCUUUUUCGGCUAUAAGUGAGUGAAACAUUUCCGUGCGAGUGGGCAGGGAACCCAAGGUCCUUCUUUACGCUGCCGUGGGGUCCGUUUUCCCUUGUUGCUCAGACCGUGUCUAGACCGUGUCGGGACACGCCACGCCACGGGAUCGGGGUUUCGAGCCCCAGAUGCGCAAGAAGAGCAUAUGUAACGAUGUUUUUUUUUUCCUUCUCGCGGUCACGUUGUCGGUACAAGUAUGAGGGCGCGAUUUUCUGUUUCGUGUUGUGUCGUGCUGUAUGCAUACAAUGUUGUGUUUCAUGACCGGGGACGCGCGACUAAGGGAAAGCAUUGUCGACGAGAAAACAAGAAACGGAGACCAUCUCUUUCAUCGUCUUGUUGGGUUGGUGCGUUGACGUAAUCGUGCCUUGUUGUGUGUUUUUUCACGCUCUUGUCGACCGGGGGAAAGGGUCGAAAGCUUAACCUUGACCGAGCAAUGGGGGUCUCGAGAGCAUUGCAAGUCAGAUCGCACAUCAUCGCCGAUAUUAGCUUUUGCGAAGCGGUAUACUGCUGUUUUAGUUUCUUUAGAUGUAGAUGGCCCCCGUUGUCAUACAAAGAAACCUCUCGUUUCCAUCAAAAGGCUGUCUCUUGAUAUUGCCGUCAUCAUCAUCGUAUACGACGACACUUUCGAGUAUUUCA
Molecule: messenger RNA, 3581 nt
Organism: Ectocarpus sp. CCAP 1310/34
Lineage: Eukaryota; Phaeophyceae; Ectocarpales; Ectocarpaceae
Source: the annotation of a GenBank genome assembly